UAAUAGUUGAACCUUAAUUGACAGACCGUAUACUUUAAAAUAACAUAAAAUUGAGAAAAAUCAAAAACUGUUUAUCAAUUCCACGGCAUUGAUCGUAUCUCGAUUUGCCAAGCCAGGGAAAGAAAUCUACGUCAUUCGUAAUACGAGCGGAGAAUCGAAAUAAACUGCAUUUGUGACGUCACAGAAGAAGUUGAAUUUUUCAACGAAGAGGAGUGAACGCCACCCAUCGGAUGAUUUUCCAAUGACGGACGACCACCAAACAAGCGUAUUCAUGAACGCGAACGGAGAAACCAAUGAUAAUCAUGCCGACACGGCGAGCGGCGGAAGACUUCUUUCAACGUCAGGAGAGGACAAGGGACCAAGAAUUCGAAUGACCAGACCGUCGAAGUUCAGAACUAAAGCCAUACUUGUUAUAUUCCUCGUGAUUGUUGUUGUCAUUGCUAUAAUACUGGUUGUAGCACUAACGGCUUCAUCUUCGCCUACCUCAACGCAUCCUUUCCACGAUGACGUCACUGCCACCGUCCUCACACAUCAUCAUAUACGUUGCAAGCAUGACCUCAUGAUUGCUCAAGAAGGGGAGACAGGGAAUACCCACUGGAGAAACUAUGAUUCCAGCACCCACGUUUGGAAAUCCAUACCAAACGUCAAGCACACCGGUUUUGUGAUAAUAUCACCAAAGUACGAAUUGCAGCCGGGGUAUCCAGGCAUUCAAGUAUCAAUGCUUCUGCCUCACAAUAGCAGUGAACUAUACAUCAUGGCGGUGACAUCAUCAUUACGUCAUAGCAAGGUUGUAAAAAUGAUACCGGGGUCGAGCCGAUGCAACAGCGUAAUACUCGAAGACAACGAGUUUUUUGAUGGAAACGGGACUACUUUCAGAGUUUACAUAUUUUAUCGACGUCACGUGAUACUGAGGGGAGCAAAAUUUACAGUGACGUCACUUCCUCUCGCUGUUAAAUUCCGAAGUUUCCAAUUAGAGGCAGAGGAAACGAUUAAUCCGAAGUUUGUUCACGUCAAACCGGGUGAUCACGAUAAAUGUUCGGUGGAAAUUGACAACGGUAAAGUUCAGUGUAACUGGUUAAACAUCGAAGACGGAGAUAACGCGAACUUCGAAGCUGUUAGUAGUCACAGUUGUAUCAGCAGCGGUGUUCAAUCAACCGAAUCAGCCACGUGGUUCUUUUCUCUGACGUCAAAGAAUACUCAUCACGAAUACAGAGCUUUGAUAGUAUCACCUGUGAUCGAACGUUCAUCCAAGACUCCUUCAAUUUUACUGACGUUGUGGUAUAUAUUUAAAUGCGAAGACACCCACAUCAAAAUUCAUCUCGUUCCGCUAACAAAAACACAUCGAAACCUGAUUGGGACUUCGUCAGUGGUUGCCGAAAUCACCGACCCAGCGAAUCACAAUGACUGGAAAUUUACGUCCUUUCAAAUAUUAUUACCAGAAGACCACGAGCAGUACCAGAUUGUACUAGAAGGAAUAGUAAUGUCAGAAGGGAAUUGCACAGAGUACGUUUGCACUUCAGAUGGGUAUCAGUAUGGAAGGUUGCGACAACCAAAAGUGCCGAUGAUUGGCCUCGACGCGAUCACCGUUGAACUGAUGCAUGAACAAUGCGAGGCGACAAGCAAACCGAACGUGAUGGACUGCAAAUUCCAGACAGAAGGCGACACAGGAACACUAUGUGAAUGGGAAUCGAGUCUUCCGGAAAUGUAUAGGGGAAUCCCCGGGAUCUUUGAGGCCAACUUCUGGCAGGAUUGGAAAGCGGUUAACAGUGGUGAAGAAGACGACCACGGCGCCACCAGUCAACAUUUCGUAGGCCGAGGUCACAUUAUGUCAUUUGACGCAUCGGGAAGAUCGAAGUCACAAAGUUACGUUAGAACUCCACUACUGAAGGCCAGUAAAAAUUGCUCCUGUGUGAUGUCCUUCAUGUAUCUUAUGAGAGGAAUCCUGACGCCGCGCAUGCAAGUCAAUUUAAUCUUCGGUUCUGAUGUAAAUGAUAACACCCGGUCUCUAGAACCUCAGUGGUCCCUUCUAGGACAUCAAAGUGAACACUGGGAAACUGCCGUCGUCUCGAUAAAUCUCCGGAAAGACUUGCCUUUUCAGAUUGAAUUAAGAGUUCUGGAUGUUUUUGACGGAAGAGGAGACGUUCAUUUUGACGAUAUGUACUUUACUGGCUGUGAUAUGGACAAAUACGAUUCUACAUCAGAAUAGUAACAACUGCAGAAAGUUACAACUAACAUUCAGAAUCAAGACAAAACAAUCUAACAUUUUUGCACAAACUAUAUAGCCCAAUACGAUCGCAAAUCGCAGAAAAUACAGUUUCAGUAAGGUCAAGUGUGUAAUGCGCCGACAAACAACGACCUAUACACGACCAAUGCCCACAAUAGUUCUAUUUUAAUCAGCCUUUCAUAUACGAAGUAGUGGUCUGAGUCCGGAUCAACCAGAACGGAUAUAUAAAUUAGCCCAUUCGAUAAUUCCACUUCUAUUUGGGAAACAAUGACAAUACAAACACUUACGUUAUAGUCAAAAAAGUCGGAUUCAGUUUGCAAACUGAUUUCGGCCUCCACAAAUGGACGCUCGACAACAUUUGAUGUGCAUCGCAUAGGCCUGGAAUACUUUCUCUUCCUACUUUUAUUUUAUUUCUAUUGUUCUUGACUUUGUUCCAUCAUAGUCAAAUAUUAUUAUCGAUUAUGUUUGAGUAUACGUGGCCGAAAACUGUAAUAAUUCAUCCAAACGUUUGUGACUUCGAUAUUAUGUUCUGAGGAAUUUCUGAAAUACCCAGGCUCAACUACCCACUCCGAGGCAAAUAAUGGGAAAACGAUACCUCUAUUGUGAGCCGACUUAUUUGUAACAUAUUUUGUACUGUUAAAUGUGAUUCGGUCGUAGGAACAGUAGCCACAUGAAAUCUGUGAAACAAUGUGCAAAUUGUACAGUAUCAACUAAUGGCAAACUGAUACUUUCCAUGACGCGCAACAAGUCAUUCUCUAACCACGUCCAUAAAUGAUCCACCAUGAAUCGAUAAUGAUAUUUGUCUGCUUUCCAAUCGCGCCUUUAUGUUCCUAGUGUUUCGAUUUUUUUAUCAUUUUUCUGAUACCCAAUGGGUAUUUAUUCCUGAUUCCGUUCGGAAAUGAGAUUUCUUCAAAGAGUUUUUAUUAAUUGAUUAAUUAAAUUCUAGAGAUGAUAUAGACGCAAAUUCUUCAGCACUUCAUUGACUUCAAGACUCUGCUGCACUAGCAGAAGUAGCCCAUGAUGACCCAAUAUAAUAGCUAGGAUCUUUCUUUAUCAAUUUUCAACCGCGUCUCACUUUUAAAUUUUCUUUUCAUAUUUUUUACUGAUUUUGUUAUUUUAUAAUUUUCAACAUCUGACGCAUUAUUCAGUUGCUCAUGCGCGCUGCUUUUACUAUUUUGUUUGAAUUAUUUCGUAAAUUGUUCCCUCUCAACAAGACUUUACAAUCGCGGUUGGUUAUAUAUUGGGAUGAGCCGCCGUGCUGCCACAAGGCAUAUUUUUCGUAUCAAAUUUUAGCCUGUCGAGUCCUUGAAUUUAGCUUACAUGGGAAUGGAUAAUGUGUUUUGAGUUUAAAAGUUAUUGAUUAAAAAUUGCUUGCCACUCUCCUAUCUAUACUAUUUCCAAUUUUGGGUAUGAUAUAGCGCCUUUGCUUUGCCCAAACUCGAAUAAAAAUGUAUCUAGGCAUUGACAGCAGUUAUUAAUAAGUAAUUCCAAAAAUAAAAUAAAAUAACAGUGACUCGACUUUAAGAACAAGUACUCUAGCGUAUUUCACAAUGCCAGUAACUUUGGAUUAUAAAAAUCUCCCCUCCCUAAAUAAAAAAUCUAUUUCUGUAAAAAUAUUGUUCAUGAUAAAUUGCUGAUUGGUCCAAGUACAUGUACGGAUCAUGACAAUGUAUAUUCAAUAUUACCCAAUAAAUACCUCAGAUUUAUAUUUUAUUUCUGUUUUUUUCGCAUUCUUAUUUUCUUCAAUUUUUGUUACUUUGAAUGACAGUGCCCAUUUAUAUAUAAAGUACGUGCGGUUGUGGGUGGACAGAAUAUAUGCCAGAAUACUCGGCAGCGUUUUCCAUGUCCAAAUAUUCCUUGUUUUCAAUUCACAUUAUAUCAAGGUGUGUUUCAUGUGUCGUUACAUAAUUGUUGGUACUGCACAAUACCAGUUAAUACUGUUCUGAUAAACACGUGAAUGCAAGUUAUUUUUUCAUAUUUCAUUAGCAUGACAAAAGUUCCAUUUCAUUUUUCAAUCACAAUAAGAAAUUUUUCAUCGGGCCGUAUUUGUCCACAUAUGACAUAAUAUACAUUGGUUGUAUUUGUAACUAUAAUUUCCCGAGUAUGACGGUAUACAUUUGUGUAUAUAUACCGUCUUAUUUGUACAAAAUAAUUUUGGAAACGUAUCUCAUUGUCAUCACUGCCAUUUACAAAUCUAUUGUAAAUAAAUCUCCCUCAAACGUG
This is a messenger RNA of Styela clava, 4447 nucleotides long. RefSeq lists its product as uncharacterized. Gene Ontology annotation, cellular component: membrane. Lineage: Eukaryota; Metazoa; Chordata; Ascidiacea; Stolidobranchia; Styelidae. The record is from RefSeq and is a predicted model, not a curated record.